AUGCGAGGUGAGUUGACUAUUAAAGACUACCCUAACUUAGAAUUAUUAAGCGUUGGGCAUGGUCACAUAACUAAACUAGAAAUCAUUAAUUGCCCAAAACUAACUCAAUUAGGCUGUGAACAUAAUGAAUUAACCAAUUUAGACCUCAGCAAACUCAGCCAAUCAACUUUGAUAAUUGCUAAUGAUAAUCAACUAGAAAAUAUUAAAUUGCCCAUUACUUCUGAGAAGUUAGUUCAUUUAAAUAUUGUCAACAAUAAUUUUCCAAAGCAAGAUUUAACAGUUUUUAGCCGUUUUAUUAAUUUGGAAAAGUUAUGGAUUGGUAACAAUGAAGAUGGAAAAAUCCAAUACGGUAUUCGUAAUCGUUUUACUGGUUCCUUAGAGCCUUUAAAAGAUAUGGAUAAAUUGAAAGUACUAGACAUUUCUAAUACCGAUAUUGAUUCAGAAAAAGAGUUGAAAAAGUUCGGUGAACCCAUAAAUACUAAUUAUUCUCAUCUUCUUCUGGGAAGUUCAAGCUUCCAGAGUAAGGAAACGAAGCAGUUUAAAACAAAGCAAGAACUAGAAGAAAUCAUUAAGAAUAAAAGGUUAGAAAUUAGUGAAUUAGAACAACAAUUAAAUAAUUUACAAGUUCAAGAAGCUUACGUCCAAGUUCCUCCUAAAAACAACUAA
Molecule: messenger RNA, 666 nt
Organism: Racocetra persica
Lineage: Eukaryota; Fungi; Glomeromycota; Glomeromycetes; Diversisporales; Gigasporaceae
Source: the annotation of a GenBank genome assembly